Messenger RNA from Strongylus vulgaris, 366 nucleotides. The record is from the annotation of a GenBank genome assembly. NCBI's taxonomy places the organism in Eukaryota, Metazoa, Nematoda, Chromadorea, Rhabditida, Strongylidae.
AUGUUGUUUGCUGCCUUCUUUGCACUUGCUCUCACCAUAGCCGCGAGCGCUCACGAAAUCAUUGUAAAAGGUCGUUUCGCGUGUGAUACUAGAGAUGGCGAAGUACCAGUGUAUGUCGAACUUAUGGAGAAGGAGAUGUUAGAAGAUCAGCGUCUCAAUUGGACAAUCACGUCCGGAAAAGGAACGUUCGAACUUACAGGAUAUGACGACGAGUUCUAUGGCGUGCGGCCGUAUAUGAGGAUUAUGCAUUUAUAAAUUGUCGCCUAUUUUGGAGGACGACGUGGAACUGUUGUAAUCGAUAUGAAGGAUAUCGAUCUGGAGGAUAGAAAGCUCAAGGAAGACCUCAGUUACAGAUUCUCAGAAUAA